AUGCUGGGCUCGGUGGGCCGAGGGUACAGUGUGGCCCUGCUGCUUCGGGGUCGAGAAACAGAGGCACCCCGGCUUGUGCCUCGGCUGCUGCAGAUGCUGUUUGAAGAAGCUCUGCCCCUCAGGGGCUCUGAUGCCGUGCUUAGUACUCUUAGCUUGGUGCAGCUCAGCACCAGUGGGAGGACUCGGGACCUGCUUGCUCCAGGGACAGAGAACCUGUCGGUGCUGGAUGUGGCCCCUCUGGGCUUGGUGGUAGAAAAUGCCAGUGAAGUGGAGGUGUCUGACUCAAGAGCUGCCUCAGAGCUGUACUUGCAGGCUGCAGGUGGUGAAGGCAGAGACUGUCCCUUGCUGCAGGUGUUGGCUGGUAAAGUUGUUGGUGAGGAGGUGGAGGGCUCUCUGCCCUGGAUUGUCUCAUGUCUCCUGGAAGGAAACAACUACAGUGGCCUUCUUCUUCGCCUGGACCCUCAAGGCAGCUCCCUGAGCUUGCUCCAGGCUGCUCUGUUGGGGGCCGCAGGAAGGAGGAUGAAGGUGAGACAGGUGAGGCCCACCCUCUGGGAUGCAGUAGAAGAGGCCCGGGCCCGGCGGGCUGGACUGAAGAGCCUGCGUUCAGGCCUCCUCGGGGACGCCCUGACAGAUAGUGGGCUCGGCCAGCUGGGCAGGGCACUGCGGGAGUUGCAGGUGGUAAAAGCCUGGAGCCAGCGCUCAGGAAGCUGGAUGCUCAAAGCAGUCAAAACUGAGGCUACGGGGCUCCCAGAACCACAGGUGACAAAUUCAACAGCAAGCCCCAGCCCAGGCCUCCAGGAAGAGCCUCAAGUGGAAGGAAGAACAGCAUCUAUAGGACCUGAUCUCCACCAAAUGCACCCUCUCAGGGAGUCUGAGGAACAGGCCCCGCAGGCCCCGGAUGUGGCCCUGCAGUUCUUCCUGGCUCAGGCCCAGAGGCAGAGACUGCGAGAACAGCACCAAAUUUGGAUCCAAGAGGAACUGAAGCAUUUGGAACAAGAGGAAGAGGUGGUGGCAGGGGACCAGGUCAAAGGCCUGGUGGCUGAAGAGGUUUCCGAGGAGAGGCAGAGAUGGCACCGGGAGUGGACAGGGCUAAGACUCCAGCUGGAGGCCCUUCAGGCAGAACGGGACACGGCGGAGCAGGACCUGACAGCCCUCUAUGACCUGCACGUGCAGGCUGCCCGGGCUUGGACGUGCCAUACGCUGCAGGUAUUCCGAGCCUGGCGGGGGCUGUGGGAGGAACAGGCCAUGGCUGCAGAGCAUCACUAUCGCAGCCUGCUGGCUGGCAUCCUGCAAGACACCAUCAACCUGGCCACGCAGAACCAGGAGCUCCAAGCCCAGAGCCAGCGACUUCAGCAGACUAGGCUGGGUGCAGGCAUGCUGGAUCCCGGCCCUGAGGAGAAAUGUGGGGAUCAGGAAUCCUUCAGGGGCAGUUUCCUCUCUCCUCAUUCGUAA
Messenger RNA from Eubalaena glacialis (North Atlantic right whale), 1452 nucleotides. RefSeq lists its product as uncharacterized. Bases 1 to 1452 code for a protein of 483 amino acids. The record is from RefSeq and is a predicted model, not a curated record. Lineage: Eukaryota; Metazoa; Chordata; Mammalia; Artiodactyla; Balaenidae. The transcript has 12 exons.